Messenger RNA from Anopheles cruzii, 510 nucleotides. RefSeq names its product endocuticle structural glycoprotein ABD-4-like. The record is from RefSeq and is a predicted model, not a curated record. The coding region runs from base 43 to 510 and encodes 155 amino acids. The transcript is spliced from 2 exons. Gene Ontology annotation, cellular component: chitin-based extracellular matrix. NCBI's taxonomy places the organism in Eukaryota, Metazoa, Arthropoda, Insecta, Diptera, Culicidae. Gene Ontology annotation, molecular function: structural constituent of chitin-based larval cuticle.
UUGUCGUCACCGUCACAAGUCGCCACAGAGUGUUCAGCAAAGAUGUUCAGCAAGUUGAUCGUUGUGAGCGCAGCUGCGUUGCUGGCCGCGUGCAGUAUGGUGGGCGGUGCGCCACAGAAGCGUGUAACGCCGCUGCUCGGCGGCGGCGGCGGAGCGGAGUCGCAGGCUGUGAUCCUCUCGCAGGACCACAACCACGAUCCGAGCGGGGCCUACAACUACCGGUACGAGACGAGCAACGGCAUCUCCGCGCAGCAGACGAGCUACGAUGGGGCAAACGCGGCCGGCGAGUACUCGUACACCGGGCCCGACGGUGUCCUGUACCGGGUGGCCUACAAUGCCGACACCUUCGGCUUCCAGCCGCAGGGCGCCCACCUCCCGGUCGAGCCGCCGGUACCGGACCACGUGCUCAAGUCGCUCGAACAGAUCCGCGCCAGUCCGCCGCGCGAUCCGGAGUUCAACUUGGCGGCGCUCGAUGCGCAGAUCGCCCGACUAAGGGCCACCCUCGGCUAG